Molecule: messenger RNA, 12252 nt
Organism: Cinara cedri
Lineage: Eukaryota; Metazoa; Arthropoda; Insecta; Hemiptera; Aphididae
Source: the annotation of a GenBank genome assembly
AUGGGUGGUAAAUUAGUAAAGUAAUACGUUGUGACUUGUUUAUUAUUAUUUUUUUAUUUUGUUCUGCUAUUGCGUCAAAAACCUAAUAAUGUCUAGUGACAAAUGUAUGUAAUAUAUACAUUGUACAAAUAUACAAAGAAAUUCGUCAAAUAUAAUAUUCCACUCUUUCCCGUCAGAUAUAGACGUUGCAAAAAAAUGGAUAAUUAAUUCUGUUAUAAAUAUUUACUUUAUUUAAAUUUAAAACUUUGAUAAUAUAUUAUGUAAUAAUUUAUUUAUGCAUUCAUUAUAUAGGAAACAUUGAAUUGGAUACUUUCGUGAAUAGUACGAACAAAUUGAAAAGAAAAUUGAUCUGUUCUAAUCAUUUAAAAAAAAACUGAUUAUUCCAAUCCAGCAUUGACCAAAUCACGACUAAAAUCAAAAAUCUCUUCCCAAAAGUUUUUUAAGUAAUAAAUCAUUUUUAAUACCUAUACAAUUAUAAACUCAUGAAAUGUAUUUCAUACUUAAUUUCAAAAUAUUUUUUUUACUUGACAGCCAACUAAUUAUUCUGUAUUACUGCCUAGUGUCUAAUAAAUGUAAAGUUUAUGAUAAGUUGACGUAUAUUUCGAUUUUGUUCAUAUUUCGUUUAUCACAAAAAAUCAAUCUUAAAUAUUUUUAAUAUUUUAAAACAAAGAAAAAACAAUAAUUGUCUAAAUAUUAAUACUCUACAAAAUUGAAAAAUGUAUUAAAUUUAAAAGAAAAGGUGGACAUUUGUGAUGGGCGGGCAACUGUUGUAGGUAAGAAGUUGGGAAAAUAAGAUAUAUAAAAUGGAAUUUAAUUUAUAUCCGUUCGUAACGAUAAAUCAUUACUCACGAAAUCGUUGAAACGUUUUGAAAUUUUUUUUACACCUAGAAACGCUUAUUACUAAAUAUUAAUAUUUUGUAAAAAUUUCAUGGUUCCUAUGAUUAUUGUUGCCGUAAAUUUCCCGUUUUUCCUAAAUUUUUAACGCAUAAAUUAAAUAAUUCAAUGUAUGUACAGUCGAUUUUGUGGCCGAUACAAAUGUAGGAGAAUGUGUAACGAACAAGUAUCUUCGUAAGUCUCCUAAAUCUAGGAUAAUAAACUACUCAUCAAAUGUAUAUGUUCAUGAUACUAUAAAUAUGACACUUACAAAUCAUUUGUCUGAAGGUAUGAAAUAAUAAAGAUUGUUUUUGUUAUUAUUAAAAUUAUUUUUUUACUUCAACAUUGAAUUUAUAAAACAUUCAUAUAUGUACGUAUUGUUGAUGUUCUAUUAAAUAUUCCCACUAACGAAGAACCAAUUAUUGAAGACAAUCCAGUAGUAGAAGUACUUUACGAAUAAGAUAGUUUGUUUUUAUCAAAUUCAAAUUUGUUUUCAAAUACACAUAUUGUAGAAGAAACAACAACAUUAGAAACAUGUUCAAUUGUACAUUUUACUGGUUAUUUAGUAAAAAAAUAUCUGGAUUUUUACAACUGUAACAUCUACUUAUUGAAAUUAAUAAAAAACUAUGGCACAAUCAAUGAAAGAAAUAAAUUAUUGAUAUUGAAUAAAAUGUACAAUGGUAUCAUUAAUGGAGUUUGAAAACACCAUCAAAUGAAGUAGUAAUGAUAUGUACAAUGUGUCUGAAAUACUUUGAGAAUAAUUGGUAAUUAAUAAAAUAUAAAAAAGAAAUCUUAAAAACAUUAAUGCAUAAGAAGACCUUUAUUACUUAUAUUACCCUCAUUUGACAGUCAUGAAUGCAAAGAACACUAUUUGUAUAUUAUUUGCCAAUUGUUUGUAAUAAAAAUUGUCUAUACAUGUAAAUAGAUUAAUGAACAAUGUAUAAAAUCAACAUUGACAACUUAACCACAUUCUAAACUAAGAAUUUUAAAUAAUAAAUAGAAUUAAAUAAAAUCAAAUGUAAUUAUUUAUAUAUAAAAUAAAAGUCGACAAAUUAUUGUUGUAUAGUCAACAGUUUUCAGGAUAAUAAUGUUUAAAAAUAUUAAAAACUUAAUAAUAACCAAAAAUAAAUGUAAAUAGUUACCAAUGACAACCUUAUUUAACCUAAAGAACUAGUUUUUCAUCAUUAACUCGAAUUUUGAUGGGAAUUUAAAAAAUUACCUCCCCAAUAUAUACAAAAAGGUAACUUUUUAAUUUGCACAAAAUGUCUGAUUAAAAAGGGGUUCACAAGUGGAAAAAAUUACGCUCAUAAUCUAAUAAACAAGCUUUUCAUUAGUUUUAUUUGACAAAUAACUAUGAAUGUAUGAAAAAAAACAGAAUAUCACUAUUUUUUUGAAUUCCCUUAAUCAGAAAGUUAUCAAUUAAUAUUUUUUAUAUUAAAUAAAUGCAAUUGCAAUAAUUUCUGGGUUAAAUACUUUUUAAUCAGACCCUGAAGCAAAUUAAAAUAAAAUAUGAAACAAACGAAUAAUUAUGGAAUGAAAAAAAAUUGAUAAGAAAUAAUGUUUAUACGGUACAGUUGUAGUUACACAGUCAUUUACCACCAGAGGUAACCGUGGGAUUGAUUAAAAACCGGUUUUCUACGAGCUUAUAACCACGAAUUAAAUAAUAUACAAAAAUAAUAAUCAUAUGGCCAUCUAUCAGGAGUUAUAAUUUAUUUAAUGGCGCGCCGUAGAAAAACCGGUCAGUGAGCAAUCUACAGCAGCGUUUCUUAACCUAUGGUCCGUGGCCCUCUGGGGGUCCACGAUACUCAAGUUGGGGGUCCGCGGCAGCCUUAACACAUAAGUCAAUAUGUGACACUAUUGCAUUAUUACAAUAUUGUUGAAUUGUUAUUAUUAUUUUUGUUUCAUACAUAAUAUACAGGGCCAUCAGAAUUUAAUGGUACAGCAAUUUUCUCUUGUAAACAUUCAAAAUAGAGAACAAUGUUUAAUACAAAAGUUUCUUUAAUUAUAAACACCUAAAAUAAUUUGUACAUUUUUUUUUAUUAGGUAUUCAUUUUUAAAAUUCAAACCUAAAUUAAAAAUUCCAUAAACUAACGGAGUAAUAUUUUAAAUACAUUUUGGUGUUAAAAUUUUUGAUUUCCGUUAAAUCGUUGACGAGAUAGUUAACUUUUUAGUUUAGGCAGGAGUGUUGCUUGUGUAGUGGCAUGGAACGGCGCGCGUCGUUUGAAUAUUAUAAUUUUGGUUAUGAUAACGUGAUGCUUUGUAAAAACAAAAAAAAAGGAGGUAUUAGUAAAAAUAUCGCUAAGGGGUACGUGAUUUCUAAAAAUCUUUCAACAGGGUUCCGUGAUCUACAAAAAAGUUAAGAACCGCUGAUCUAUAAUAUUUAUAAUCAACGAUAGUAUCUCGAUAAGGUAAUAUUUCGAAACAAGUUAUCACUGGUUAUCUAAUAGUGGAGUGUUUUCCCUAUCGCCCGCAAAAACGGUCGUAUCUCAAAACAUCCACAGAGAAUAGAUAAUUAAUAAUUGCAUAAUUUAUUGCAACCUUGAUUUCCAUCGAAAACAGCUGUAUAAUGUUUAUAUUUGUUUUAAUAAAGAUUACUUUUAUUAAAAAUGAGAUAAUACCUUUUUCGUUAAGGCAGUCGAUAUAAUUUAGUUGUGUAUCACUUUUGAAAAUUCGUAAAUUAUAAUUGUUAAUUUGCAAAUUACUUUAUUUUUUCAUUGUGAUAAUAAUGAAUAAUACAUCUUAGUAAUAUUACUUGUCAUUUUAAAUAAUUAGGUAUAAUUAACAUUACAAAGUUUUGUAUUUGAGUAUCUACAAUUUAGUAAUUUACACUUAAAUGGUAAUUAUUGUACAAUAACAAGUAAGUAAAUAUAAUAUAUUAUAUAAGGAUAGGUAUUCCAAUAGUAAUAUAGUCUUUUUCAGACUAUUUAAUAUUUAAAUAUAAACUAUGAAUUAUAACAUUUUAUUUGGUACUUGUUUGUUAGCUGGGGCACUGGCUCAUUAAACCUAUUCAAAUGUAUAUUUUAUAUUGCUCAUGAUAAAAAAAAAAUAAUACACAUAGGUAGGUAUUUAUAUUUAUUACAACAAAUUAUAAAUUAUCUGUAAUAGUAUAGGUAGUACUAAAAAUAUUUUAUAAUAAUUAUAAAUAUCUAAUACAAAAAUUAAAUUAAUGGAAAUAUAAUUUAGCUGUAAAACCAAUAAAUUGUGAUAUUUAAACAAUCAUGUUUAUUGGUUAAAAUUUAACCUCGCAAAACUAAAAAAUAUAAUCACUUUUACAAUUUAUGGGUUUUCAUGGUUAUCCAAAAACAUUGUAGAUAACGAAAAUUAUUGUGAAUCACAAUUUUUAAGACACCAAUAAACCGCAUGUAGAUUGCUUACUUUAUCAUUUAAAAAGUACCUAUGUAUUUAAUGUUUUAUAUUAUUAUGAAGGUUAGAAUUCAGAAAUAUCUGAUUUUGUGAAAUGCAUCUUGUCAUAUACUCUGUAGUUAUGAAUUAUCUCAAAUACAAGGACAGGGAUCAGGGAUAUUUAUAUUUAUAGAGCUUUUUUUUUUUCAUGUUAGGCAUCACACUAGUACUAUAAACUAGUAGACUAGACAAUUAAAUAUAACUAGGUUUACAAAUUAAAAUAUGGUUAGGGUUAUUAUGUCAACUAGAUGUUUUCAAUUGUUUGGUACUAGGCCGUAUCCGUUGCUUUCUGGUUGGCAAUAGUCAAGUUUUCAAGCAUGCAAGGUCCUAGUGCCAUUGGACUUACCAAUAGGUGUGCCUGCUAUCGUCUAAUGUUCAACACUGAUGAGACCUGGUCAUUAAGGUAUCCCCAUUUCAGUAUAUUAUGACUCUCAGUAGUUUUAAUGUCUUCUAUAUGUCCUUGUUAUUCGUACCCUGGGGAUAAAUGUUUGGCCGGUUCAAUCCAUCCUCUGAUAUCCACUAUUUUAUUAUUGCAUGCGUUAAUUCUACUCUGAGAGAGAUCAUUUUCUAGAAACUGAGGAAACUUUCUCGAUUGCAGUCGAAAAGUUGUAUCCAUCUGUCCAUACAUAGGAUGUCUCGGUUCUUUUUUGUGUUUGUAUCUUUUUAAGUUAGUGACAAUUAGUCAUCUUAUUGAGGGUAGAGCUAUGCCUGCCAAUAAAUACACCUUUUUAAUUGUUGUGUUUUUUAUAGCGCUAAUAAACUAUUACAAUUAGUCUGUAUUUAGAGUUCGGCAGAAUUUUAAAACCCUUUAAUAAUUCUUUUGAAAAUAGUUUAUCAUGGUUGUAGAUGGUUAAUGCUAGUUCAAAUCAAUAGAUAAACUUAAUAUAUUAUUAUCAAUUAUUUAAAUUACUUUGCAUCCAUUCUUCUUCAGAAAUAAAUGUAUGUCUAAAAUUAUUCACUAUUCAAAAGUAAUUUACUACUAUUUACUAAAAAAAAAAACAAAUUUAUAAAAUUAUACUAUGAUAAUUGUAAUAAUGUUUUUACAAUUAUAUUUAUUAUUUAUUAAUAAAAUUAAUUUAAUACACUUGUUUCAUAUUCUUAGUUUAAUAUUUACUAAUUAUAAACUAUUUAUUGAUAGUUAAACUUACAAAAACACUAAAACUAUUUACAUACAAGUUAAUAUCUACUCCCUAUUUGUGGUGAAUGUAGGGAGUCUAUUACAAAAAUUAAUAAUAUAAUACAUUGCAUUUUUUUUUCUUUACUUAGCUUUAACAAUUAAGUUAACAGGAACAACAAUAACAAUAGACCUAUUUUUACCAUUGGUUUUAAUUUAAUAUUACUUUCAAUUAGCUUAAUAUCAGUAGGAAGUUUGUUAAAAAAUAUUAUUUUAAUAAUUCCCCAUUAGUGUUGUGUUUGGUUUAAUUAUUUAUUAAUUAUAAUUAAUAACUAUAAUAUAAUUUGUUAAUGCUAUUUUAUAUAUUGUAUCACUUAAUUUAAUUAAUUGUUUAUACAUUUUGGAAUUUGAAUUUAGAUUUUAGAUGCAUUGGUUUUACAAUGAUGUUUGUUUUAUUUUUUUUAAUCUGAAUAACGACUUGAAAUCUGACUGAGAUGGUACUUUUAGAUUUUUCUAGCCAUUUUCAUAACGAAUGGAAAAAACUUAGAAAAACUGGUACAAUAUUAAACAAUUAUUAUUAAAGAAAAUAUAUUAUGCCCAAUUUAUGUAAUUUUUUAACCAUAAUAUGACGUAAAUAUUUUUAACAAAACAACACUAUUAACCGAACUCUACUCAAUUGUUUUUUGCUAACAGUGAUUAAUCUCUGUGUAUAUAUACAUUACAUUUCCUCUCUACCUUCCCAACUUCUCACCUAGAAUAAUGACUCACCCAUUGUCCGAAGUAUGUUUGUAUCUUUUUUAGGAUUUUAAAUACUUUUUGUAAAGAUUUGUAUUUAGAAAAUUCAUUUUUCCAAUUUGUGCUAAAUAAAACAAAGCUGUAAAUUAAUUUUAAUAUUAAAUUAUAUAUAUGAGCCAUGCUAUAGACACUUAAUUUUUAAAAUAAAUGACUAGUUACUAGAGGAUUUUUUAAUAAUUGUUCUUUAAAAACCAAUUUGGUUUACUAUACUUAAUUUUUUGUUUAUAUAGUUAAUAUGUCUCCAUAUUCAUUAAUUGAAUAUAAAUUAAGACAAUAUAUUUUUUUGGGCCAUGAAUCUUCUAUGUAUGUUCCACCUCCUAUAAGAAAUUCAUUUUGGUACCCAAAAGAUAAAUACUAUGAAAAUAUUACUGGUGUGAGAAUAAUUGCGAAAAUUGUAAAUAAAAAUAAAGCUGAAGAGAUCGAUUCUAUUGUUCCAAUAAUCUUAAAGGUUAGUUUAGUGAUUUUUUAAGUUGAAGGUUUUCAUGUAUUGUAUACAAUUAUUCAUACAUAGGUUAAAAAAGAAGGAAAACUUCAUGAUGACCGACUCUUGAUUUUUACAUUGGCUGUAUGCACUAAAUUUAAUAUGACACAAUGUGCCAAAAUGGUUGCUGAUGCUAAUGCUGCAGUCUCCAUAAUUUGUACUGAUGGAUUAAAAUUUUUGAUGUUUAUAAAAUUUUGUCAAGACAUUAACAUUAUUCUUUAUGAAAAGGGUAAUUAUUUUAAAUAUAAUAAUACUAAUACUGUAAUAUAUAAUAUAUACAGUGCCAUUUAGUUAUAACUCGUUAGAAAAUUAAGAGGAGUUUUUUCUCAAUUGCUACAUGUAAUAAUUGUUACCACAGUUGUAUUAUAAUUUAUCAACAUAUUUAUAAACAUAAUAUUAGUUACGUACACAAAUGACUGGUAUUAUGAAUAUAUUAUUGUUAUGCUUAAUGAAAUUUUCAUCCUGUAUUAUAUUUACCCUUCCUCAUGAAAUAUUUAUUUCUAUUUUUAAUCUACUUGUAUUUAUUUAGGUUAUAUAUCUUAUAAACCUUCUGGAUUUGGUAGCAGAUUACGUAAAACUAUUAACAAUUGGUAUUUAAAAAAUGAUCCAUUUGAAUUAACAAAACUAGUGCUAAAGCAUAAAUGUUUUGAAGGUUGGACUCAUAGAGAUGUAAUGAACCAAAUUCAUAUUCAUUCAAAGGAUCCAGGUAAUUAAAAAAGAAAAUACUUAUUUAUUAUUUAAAUGAUUAACAGUUUAAAUUAUAGGCCAGCAAAUGAUAAUUAUCUAUAUAUUACAUGGUAUUAAAAAAGUUAAAGAAAUUUUUGAACUUAAAUUAAAAGACGUUCACAAUGAUGGUGUAAUUGAACAACUCAAAUUAAUAUAUGAAUAUAUAAAUAACAUACAUAAUAUACCUAAAAUGAACGAAAUUACAUUGAAAAAUGAAAUUGAGUGUAAUAAAUGGAGCCUACAAAUAAUACCUUCAAAAAUGCUUAGAAGUACUAAAGUUAGUAUUAAUUAUUUUUUUACUUAAAAAUAUAAAUAUUUUAAUUUGAAUUUCAAUGCACUUUAGAUCUUAACUUCACUUGUCAUACAUAUGCCAUUAUCAAUAUUAUUGGAUAAUACGUGUUAUUUUGCCAAACAAAGAUUAUUUCGCAAUUCAACACCUCAUAAAGGUCUUAAAGAAUAUAUAUCGCGCUUUAAUAAUCCAUAUUUACUAAAAGAAUCAAAAAUACACCCAAUCGAAUCAUUUGUAGAAUAUGUUAAAUAUUCAAGAAGAUGUAAGUAAGUACUAAAACUAAACAUAUUACUUAGUUAUGUACUCCUAUAAAUUGCCAUAAUAUUUAAUAUAAAAUUGCAGUAAUAUAUUAACAAUACAACAUAAUAUAUGUAAAAAAAAAAAAAGUAUUACUGAUACACCUGAUAAAUUAAAAGUGUUUAUGAAAACAAACGAAAAAAAUACAUGUGUUAACCAAACUACAAACGAAAUUGAUAUGACAGAAGUUAAUCAGGAAGAACAAUAUGAAACUAAUGAUAUUCAAAAUAAACCAACUGGUAUACUCAUGUUUAAGCCAUGUCCAAGAUUAGUAGAGGAGUUGUUAACAUUUUUGUCUGAAGAUCUAAUAAAAAAAACUUUAGAAGUAUUUAUUUACAAAUAUUUUAUUUCAUUAAAUAUAUUAAUAAUUAUCAGGUUUGGAACGUAUAAUACAGUACAGUAUAAAACACGUUUUAUACUGUAUAAUUUUUUUUUUUUUUUUUUUGUGGCUGCAAUUGAACCGAAAUUUCAGUUAAAAUAAUUGUCAAUUGAAUUUAAUAUUCUUUUUAUAUAUAUUAUAUUAAUUAUCUAAGAAAUAUGUGAUAAUUUAUUGUAUUAAUUACUUCAUCUUUAUUCUUUAUUAUAACUACAUUAAUAUUUAUAAUACUAAAAAAAAAAUUUGUUUGUUAUAUUAAUUUAUAAGUUUAAAUACUUAUUAAAAUUUAAAAUGUACAGUAUUAUCACUAUUAUAAUAAACUUCAAAGAAAGAAAGAAAAAUGUCAGUCGUUAUAAAGUUUUAUGCAUUUUAGUUAUUUUGUAUGUGUAACGCAUAAAAUGUUUUAUACGUGUAUAUUACCAACCCUGGUAAUUAUUUAUCAUAUUAAUAAAUGCAUGUGUAUUUAUAACAAAAAGUGUGUUAUGGCUAAAAACUUGUUAUUUUGAAUUUUACUUUUAUAGAUUAAAUUAUGAGCUCAGCAAAGAAGUUAUUAACCCAUAAUUUUACUGCCUAAAUAUAAUAAUUUUUGAAAACACUAAAAAAUUAAUACUAUAUUAAUAAACUCUUAUAAACUAUUUUCAUCCAAUAACUUUAUAAAUAAAUUGUUAAUUAAAAUCAGUUGGCUCUUUUGGUAGUUUUCUAUUUUAUCCAUUUUACAAAUAUACCAAUAAUUUACACUAAGUCACUAAGAGAAGGGCCGUUAUUACCAAUGUAUAAAAAGACAAUUAUCUGAUUCUUAAACUGAGUUUAUGGCUGGUAACUGACCACCAUUGGUCGAUUAUUUUAUAAAAUCUGUUUAAAAAUCAAUGUUUACGUUGUUGAGAACUUGCCUAAUUUAUGCUCAAAAACUUCUAAAUUGUUCAAUUUUAUAUUUCUGCUUAUAUCAAAAACUAUAUAUUUUUUAGAUUCUCUGUGUAUUUUAAUUUAUAUUCUAACAAAGUUUUAUUUUCAACAUUUUGAUAAUAAUUAGUUUAUGUAAUACAGAUAUAUAAAAUAUAAUACAAAAAUAAACAACAUAAAUAAUUUUUUUUUUUUUAGAACCUGAUUCCAUCAAAUCGUCGAAUAUUAAUAUCAUAUGACAGUAGAAUGUGUAUGAAAACAAAGAAAUGUUUUUAUACCAAUUUACUCGGAGUGGAUGAAGCAAUUACAUUGAUAAUACUGUCUUUGAUUUACCCAGAAACAUUGGAAAAUAAACCAACAAUAUUUGCCUUAAAAGAAAAAUCACUUUCGAAAAUUGAAAUUGAUUAUAAUCAAUCUUUAACUUUUUCCAAUUUGGAAUCUGUUUUAUAUAAGGAAAAUAAGGUAAACAUUUUUGUUUUUCAAAAUAUAUUCAUUAAAUAUUAUGUAUAGUGUUUGAACAGUUUAGGUUCUGAGUGGAGUGAGGAAGCUUAUGGUUUUACAAAGAUUUUUUUUAUCUGCAAUUUUUCAACUAGAAAUCUUGCUCGGAUUUUUAAGUGUAGCACCUUUUCUGAAAAGAAAUUUGACUGAAAAAGUACAUUAAAGAAGUCAAAUUUCGAUUUUUUUUCUGGAGUUUUCUCAUCAAAUUUGAAAAAUCAAAACAAAAUCAAAGGGAAAAUAUAAGAAAUGUAGAUAUUAGUUAAAAUAUAUUAUGGUUUUUACUUUUCCUGUAAUUUUCCCAAGAUUUUUCCCGGCAAAUGUGAAAUACUGGGAUAAAACAUGCGAAAAACUAGAAAACGUAGGAAAACUGAGAAUUUUUGUUACAAAAUUAAAUAUAUAAAUAUAUUAAUUAUAUUAAAUAUAUAAAGCCUAAUUAAUUAUUUUACUAUAAAAUGAUAUAUAUAUUGUUGACAAAGCAUCACUAUUAACUGAACUCCGCUCAGAAUUGUUUCUCCAUAAAAGCAAUGAUUUAUUGUUACUUACAGGUAUACAUUAAAUAACCUAUAACGCUGGUUGCACCUGUCCCCAUUAUCCUAGGACUUUUUUUUAAUAUUGUAUAUAAUUUUUUUAGAAAACUACUAAUUCAGAUGAUAGUAAUAUGGAUCAUCUAUCUUCUAUAAACUGGGCUAGACAAAAUAAACAAAAUUAUGAUUUAUUUGUGUUAUUGGGAACUAAUCAAAUGAAUUUAAGAAAUAUCAAAAAAGCAAUUAAAAAAUAUCAAAAAUUUUCUCAGAAAACAGUGAAGUAAGAUUUUUUAUUAUCAUUAAUGGUUGAUUUAGUGGAAUUAACUAAUUUUGUAAUAAAACUAAAAUAUUAGUUGAAUAUUACUUAGGGAUUAUAAAUUAUUUCAACCUCCAUUUAAACUUUCCAGGGUCAUUGUAUGUUGUCUGAAUGGAAAGCACUCUGAACAAAGCAAUUUAAAAGGAAAUAAUAAUUUAUUUAUUGCUGGUUUUGAUAAAUAUAUUGGAAAAGUAAUUGAUGGAUUCAUAAAAGAAGAUUUUUAAUAUAUUAUUUAAUAUGUAAGUAUACUUAAUAUUUUUGUUUUUAAUUUUCUUAAUAAAUUAUUAAUAAAAGAGAAUUAAUUGGUAAUUAAUCUAAAAUCUGUUAAAUUUAUUAAUUUGUAUUAAUAUUUAGUGUGUUCACUUAUAUGCAACUUAUGUAAUUUAAAUUAUACAUCAAUAUAUGUUUGAUUUCUUAGUUUGUACAUCAUACGUUGUCUUUAUAGAUGGUUCCUUUUUUGGUGUAUAAUUGUGCGUGCUAAAUCAUUUUUACUUUGAUCCAAAAGUGCCAAAUAUCCAAAUUCCAUACAUAAAAAGCAUGCAUAAACAACACCGGUCAAAUACUGAUAAUGUUAAAGUAUUUCACAUAAAUAUUAAUUCAAAAUUUUAACCUAAAAUGUUUAUAUUUAUAAAAAAUGAAGUCUAGAUAUGUUAUGUAAUUAGAAGUAAUUAUAGCACAACAAUAAUCACACUUCAUCUAAAGUGAUUGUAUGUUAUUCGUUCUUUUGAUAUUGGUAUAGUGUAUCGUUUUCAUUAUCUACAAUGCAUGUCAUGAGCUAACAGUCUUAAAUUGAGUUAUUUAACACUUUUUUUUAUAAUUUUAAAUAAUAAAAUAAUAGAAUUUAUCUAAAGUCAAAAAGCAAUAAAUUAUUAUUAUUCGAAGACUAUUUAUUCAGUAUACACCAAUUGUGUGAAAAAAGAAUUAUUUGGGGUUACUCUGAUUACAAAAGUAAAAAUUGUUUGAGAAGAUGUUACACACCACAGACGACUUAUUUCUAAUUUUUGACAGCAAAUAUUUUUUAAUUAAUUUGUUUGUGUUCUUUAAAUGUUAAUAAUAAUCAUAUUCUAUUCAUAUUAUAGGUUUAUUUAACUUUUAUAAUAAAGGUUAAAAUUUUGAAUUAAUAUUUUGUCGCGGAACCACUACAGGGUUCUUUGAUAAACACCUAUUAUUUUGAAAAAGUAUUAACUUUAUAUAUAUUUUUUUUUUAUUGUGCAUUUUAAAAAAUAUUCAGCUCUAAAAUAUUACAUUUGUUAUUUUUGGGGGUUGAACUGCCCACUUUUGAUUUUCAAAUGGCUGCUUAUACUUAAAGUUCUAUAAAUAGAUAAAAGUUUAAAUACACAUUUUGGUGUUGAUAUUUUUUAUUUCUAGCAACUUGUUUACAAGAUAUUCCACUUUUAAGUUUUGGUAUUGUAGGAGAAUUAGAUCAUCAUUUAUGUGUGUUUAAAAUUUUAAUAGUGCUUCACUACUCCCCAGUCAUUUCUAUGCAAUGUCUGUUUAGCACUAUGUUAUGUCCAUUAUCUAUUGUAUAUUUCACGAAUAGUCCAAAGCAGCGGUUCCCAACCUAUAAGCCACAGCUCACAUAUGGGCCAUGGGCAAUGUGGUAUACUGGCCAAGGACAUAAACAAGGGACAGAAAAUUUAAAAAAAUGUAAAUUAUUUUAA